AUGACAAGAUGCGACUUGUGCGGGACGCAAAAGGGGGAAACCUAUGGCUCCAUCUACGACGUUGGCAUGGUGUGUCAUCGAUGCUCGCUUCUUUCCAUGGCAGGGGCCGAGAUGGCCAUGAUGCCGCAUUGCCCCAAAGUCCCGGAUGACAUUGAUCCAGAGGUUCUGUCAAUACAACAAAGGGCGCUGGCGCGGGAACCCUUGACGGCCGUCGAAUACGAAGCUUGGGUGGAAAGUUGCGGAAACCCAACCAAAGGAAGACUGAAGGUCAUGGAAAUCUUUGCCGAAAAGAAGAUUGAGCGAUGGUUUGAAGACCACGGUGGCUCUGUUCAAAUCAGGUUAAGUCCGGAUCCUAUUCCAUUCGAGCUCCUCAGGGCAUGUGCCAUGAAACAUCCACCUACUAGCCAAGUUGAUAUCCCCGGAAUCAGUGUGGAAAUGGCCAAAGCCGUUAUCCAAAGCUUUCGUGUCCUGAUUCUAGUGCUACAUCACCACCCGGAUAUGGGAGAGAUUGCGAAUGGAGUUUUCGUGGGACAUGAAUGCGACUAUUGCGGAAAAGUUUUGGAGUCCAUCAGGCGAUGUUCCCGUUGUAAAAAGAAAAAGUAUUGCAACAGAGACUGUCAAAAAUCCCAUUGGAGGGAACACAAAAAGGUGUGCCAACCGGCCAAAUGA
Molecule: messenger RNA, 669 nt
Organism: Seminavis robusta
Lineage: Eukaryota; Bacillariophyta; Bacillariophyceae; Naviculales; Naviculaceae
Source: the annotation of a GenBank genome assembly